Prunus mume (Japanese apricot) is the source of this 882-nucleotide messenger RNA. The record is from RefSeq and is a predicted model, not a curated record. Lineage: Eukaryota; Viridiplantae; Streptophyta; Magnoliopsida; Rosales; Rosaceae.
AUGAUUGUGGAGGAUGAGUAUGACUAUGAUGCUGAAGAGGUGUUUGAACCUGAUCCAAUGAACACAUCGUUGACAAGAAUAUAUAAAAGGCCGAUUGGACCAAAUGGACUACCAAUGGAGCCCGAACCGUUACUUCGGGAUGGUCGAUUCAACAACCCCAUGAUUGAUCCGUAUGAAGAAAUGCAAUCUUCAUAUGUUCACGAGAUACGUCAAGGUAGCAGCUCAAAUAUCUUGACUUGGAAAGACAGACUUCAAAUAGCAAUAGACGCUGCACAAGGAUUGGAGUAUCGGCACUACGGCUGUAAGCCACCAAUAAUCCACAGGGAUGUAAAAUUAACAAACAUUUUGCUGAAUGAAAAUUUCCAAGCCAAGCUAUCUGAUUUUGGACUAUCCAGAAGUUUCCCCUCUAAUGAUGACAAUCAUGUAUUGACCGUCGUUGCUGGCACUCCCGGCUACCUCGACCCUGAGUACAACCUAUCAAACAGGUUGAACGAGAAAAGUGAUGUUUAUAGCUUCGAGGUUGUGCUGUUGGAGAUUAUUUCCUGUCGACCUGUUUACUCUUCAAGGGAACACGAAAGAAUUCACAUCAGUCGGUGGGUGAGCUCAAUGCUUGCAGAAGGAGACAUUUACGGCAUCGUUGAUCCAAGGUUGGAGAGACACUUCAACACGAACACUGUAUGGAAGGCUGUGGAGAUAGCAAUGGCAUGUGUAUCUCCAAAUGCUAUAAAAAGGCCAACCAUAAGUCAGGUGGUGGUGGAACUAAAGGAGAGUUUGGCAACAGAGAUUGCUGGAACAAGGCAGAGCCAUGAAACUGAGUUAACAAAUUCCAUUGAGAUACGGUCUGAUAGUUCGAUCUCUAUGCUAAAUCCCUCGGUUAGGUAG